CGCCGAGAUGCGACUUCAUUCGCUGCUGCCGCUGCUGCCGCCGUUGAACGCGGCGGCGAAGCUGGCGCGGAGGCUGUGCGUCGGCAUCUCCUGCGCUGCGGCGGGCGCCGCCACCAGCGCGCGGUGCGCCCGGCUGUCGGCGGACGACGACCGCCGCGUUGACUGGAAUGACGACCGGUUGCUGGACGGCGUGCCGCGGGCGGGCGAGAGCGGCACCAUCUACACCAACGUCUACUCCUUGGCUCUCGAUGGCAGCCCGCACUGCACAACGCAGCAGCACCAGCACGCGCUUUCCCGUGGGCCAGCAACGCUCGUGCUGCUGUGGCGCGAAGUGAUGAAGCAGGGCGGCAGGCCGAUGGGUCACUCGUCAGAGCGCUGGUUGGGUGGACUCUACGCGAACGGCCUGCCGCCUGGCACGCCGGCGUGCACGCCGGUCAAGGUUCCGAUCGGCAGCGGCUUCGACUUCGCCCUCGUCCCGCUGCCGCUCGAGGAGAAUGGGCCGCUCAUCUACAAGGAGGACAAGUCGUGCUCGCCGUACUUCUCGGUGGAAGACAAACCCGCAGGACGGACCCAGCUCCAACUCAAGGCCGAGGUCAGUGUCACUGGGGGCCAAGAAGUAGCCCUACUCGCGGGCACCCCCGGCGCGCACGACCCCACUGUCCGAGAGUCCUUGAUGAUGGACACAGCCGCCUACUACUGCGGCGAGAUAUUCAACGGGGUUGAUGUCUUCACCUCGAGCCCGGAUACCGUCCGAGAUUGGCCUGGCGCGGAGGCCCACCUGUCGGGUGAGUUCAGAUCGAUCGAGUGGUCCACGGGCAUUUUGGCAUCCGACGGCUUGCGGAGGGGCCCCAUCGGGUCGCAAUGGCGGGCGGGGCUCGGCCCGGCCGACGCCUCGCCCCCGGAGGCGGAGCGGCACGUCUCCUCGGGUGGCUGGGAGGGACUAUGCCUGCGGCCCAAGGCGGAGGAGGACAAGGACGGCAACCUUCGGAAGCCGCCGCGCGUGCUCAUCACGGAGGAGGUCGCGGACCGCAUGGCCCUGGUCGCCUCACUCCCAAUCGGGAGCCUCGCCGGCUGGUACAUUGGCGACCAGCCAUCGCAUGGCGCCAACACCGGCUACGACACGAAGCUCAUCAUGCAGGUCAUCCUGCCGUCGACCGUCGAGCUCGUCCGCCUCGCGCAGGCAGAGGAGGCCGCUUGGCAGGAGGCCAAUCCAGGCGGCGACGCAGGCGGGGAGCACGCCCUCCCCAUGGCGUUUGUCGAGCCCAUCGACGAGGACAUGCCGCCGCCUCCCAUGAACCCGAUGCUGCCGCACGACGACGACGGCUCGAUGCUGCCGCCCGACGACAGCGGCUCGAGCGUGCUCGUGGACGGGGCGGAGGCAGCGAGGAGGGCACUCACCCGCGCCGCAAUCUCGGCGGCGCUUGCGCCCGACGGCGAGUACGGGCGCGCGGCGGUCGCCGAGGCGAUGGCGGCCGCCGCGGGCGAGGACGACGAGCGGGUGCCAGAGCGCCAGCGGCGCGACGCCGCCCUCGCAGGUGUGGCGGUGUGGGCGGGGGGCGAGCUGCAGCACGAGGCAGCGUUUGCCGCCGGAACCGUCGCCAUGGUGUCUGGCGCGGCCCUUCUCGUGGGUGGCGGGGGCGCCCUCGUCCCGGUGGUGUUUGUGGUUGUGUGCUCCGUGUACUCAGUCAUCGUCGCCCGCGUGAUCGCGCAACUUGAGGGGUAGCGUCUACACCGAACUCACGACACAAUGUGCAGCAAAACUGGCCCCAGGUUUUUGGGCUCGGGGCUAUACCGGAACUGAUUGUGAAAACUCAUAG
This is a messenger RNA of Emiliania huxleyi CCMP1516, 1817 nucleotides long. RefSeq lists its product as hypothetical. The transcript is spliced from 6 exons. NCBI's taxonomy places the organism in Eukaryota, Haptophyta, Isochrysidales, Noelaerhabdaceae. The coding region runs from base 8 to 1723 and encodes 571 amino acids. The record is from RefSeq and is a predicted model, not a curated record.